Scaptodrosophila lebanonensis is the source of this 502-nucleotide messenger RNA. RefSeq lists its product as uncharacterized. The record is from RefSeq and is a predicted model, not a curated record. Gene Ontology annotation, cellular component: ribosome; mitochondrial large ribosomal subunit. Lineage: Eukaryota; Metazoa; Arthropoda; Insecta; Diptera; Drosophilidae. Bases 30 to 419 code for a protein of 129 amino acids. The transcript has a single exon. Gene Ontology annotation, biological process: ribosome biogenesis; translation. Gene Ontology annotation, molecular function: structural constituent of ribosome.
UAGAAGUUCAAUUAAAAUUAUAUUUGCAGAUGUCGUUUGCCACGAAAUUACUGCUGAAUAGCACACGCCUGUGGAAUGGCAUCGGCAUCAGCUGUAGAUUCCACACGCUCAUGCGUCCAAUAGCGCCGGCUGAAACACUCACGACCGCAAUCAACCACAACCAAUCACUGACACCCACAGCAAAUUUACAGCAAGGCCUGUUGGCGCCCUUCAAUGCUCUGUUGCAACAAGUAGCUGGCUUUAAAGUAAAGGGUCGCCUAAAGCGUCGCUGCAAGGACUGCUACGUCGUGAUACGCCAGGAGCGCGGUUAUGUCAUCUGCCCAACGCACCCUCGACACAAACAAAUGGCGAUGAAGAAGCGAGACUACAAAUCGUGGAUACUAACGCAUGCCACGCAGUCUAAGGAACGCGGCUUUUAGUAAUAAUAGCUCGGCAUUUAACCGGCAAUGCCCCAAUUACCUGUUUGUUGUCUAUGAAAGUAAAAUCCUAUAAAAAGAUGCAA